UAAGACGGCGCGGGCAUGAGAGAGCAGAAAUGAAGCGAACGCUGGCCAAGUCAAUUGCUCUGUUCGCAGUCACUCUCGGCAUUACCCUUUCCUUCAUCCUUCUCAAUCACGACACCCCUCCCCCGAUCAGGCCCGACGCUAUGGCCCGUAGCUUCGUAUUGUGGCUGCACGGGCUGGGCGAUUCGGGCCCCGCCAACGAACCUAUCAAGACAUUCUUCACUUCUACCGUCUUCGCCAACACCAAGUGGUCCUUCCCUUCUGCACCUAACAAUCCCGUCACCUGUAAUCAUGGUCAUGUGAUGCCAUCAUGGUUUGACAUUCACGAAAUACCAGUGACAGCUGAUUCUCCACAUGAUGAAGGCGAUGUGCUCAAAGCAGUUCAAAAUGUCCAUACAAUGAUAGACAAAGAGAUAGCAGCUGGCACAAAUCCUAAGAAUGUCUUCAUAUGUGGGUUCAGUCAAGGAGGUGCUUUAACGUUGGCAAGCAUUCUGCUCUACCCAAAAACUCUAGGUGGAGGUGCAGUGUUUAGUGGUUGGGUUCCAUUUAACUCUUCAAUUUUACAAAGGGUUACAGAAGAUGCAAAAAAGACGCCUAUCCUGUGGUCCCAUGGCAUGGCUGAUAGAACUGUACUCUUCGAAGCUGGACAAGCUGGUCCUCCCUUUCUCGAAAAAGCUGGCGUAAGCUGUGAAUUCAAGGCCUACCCUGCUCUCGGUCACUCUCUAAACAACGAGGAGCUCCGUAAUCUGGAAUCUUGGAUCAAAUCCCGUCUCCACAGUUCGUCCUGAAAUCGCUACUUGCCAUCUAAAAGAUCGUCACACGCCUACUGUUGCCUUGCUCAGACAUACUUAGAUAUCUAAACAUAACAGGUGAAUUUAUGUGUUUAAGAUGAAACAAGAUUGCAUUUGUGCUAAUCAUAUUGAAAAGCGAUUAAUAAAAAACGUCAACCUUGUGAAUUGUCAA
Molecule: messenger RNA, 960 nt
Organism: Salvia miltiorrhiza (redroot sage)
Lineage: Eukaryota; Viridiplantae; Streptophyta; Magnoliopsida; Lamiales; Lamiaceae
Product: carboxylesterase SOBER1-like
Exons: 6
Coding region: 30-785 (251 amino acids)
Biological process (GO): protein depalmitoylation
Cellular component (GO): cytoplasm
Molecular function (GO): carboxylic ester hydrolase activity; palmitoyl-(protein) hydrolase activity
Source: RefSeq, a predicted model, not a curated record